This is a messenger RNA of Acanthamoeba castellanii str. Neff, 1278 nucleotides long. Its product is annotated as cellulose binding domain containing protein. The record is from RefSeq and is a predicted model, not a curated record. Gene Ontology annotation, molecular function: polysaccharide binding; hydrolase activity, hydrolyzing O-glycosyl compounds; extracellular matrix structural constituent. Lineage: Eukaryota; Discosea; Longamoebia; Acanthamoebidae. Gene Ontology annotation, biological process: carbohydrate metabolic process; extracellular matrix organization. The transcript has a single exon. Gene Ontology annotation, cellular component: extracellular matrix. The coding region runs from base 1 to 1278 and encodes 425 amino acids.
AUGAACAAGCUUCUCGCCUUCGCGGUUUUCGCCGCGCUCCUUGCCCUGGCCGCGGCCGAUUGCCAGGUCACCGUCAAGCAGACCCUCGGCAGCGCCUGGACCGUCAACGGCCAGGACUACUCCCAGUGGAGCGUGACCCUGACCAACAGCGGCUCGGAGGCGCUCAAGUCCGUCGACCUCUCCAUCAUCAACGCCUCGCUCUUCGACCAGCUGUGGAACAUCGUCAAGGACAACCGCGGCCUCUACGUGCUCCCCGACUACAUCCUCCAGAACGGCGGCAUCGCUGUCGGCGGCUCGUACCAGUUCGGUUACAUCAUCAAGACUAAGACCCAGGCCAGCAUCGACGUCGAGAAGGCUGACUGCAAGGGCGUCUCGCCCUCUGUCGCCCCGUCGACCUCGCCCGCCGCCCCUUCGGCUUCGCCCGCCGCCCCGUCCGCCUCGGCCUCGCCCGCCGCCGCCUCGCCUUCGUCGUCGGCCUCGCCUGUCGUCGUCGCCUCGCCCGCUCCCGCCGGCUGCGCCGUGACCGUCGAGUCUGUCGCCCGCUCCGCCGCCAGCGGUGGCCAGUGGACCGAGGGUGACUCCAAGUUCCAGAUCUACGACCUGACCAUCACUGCCUCGGGCAACACCCCCGUCGAUGGCGUCAAGCUCUCCAUCAACGUGGCUGCUGACGUCAGCAUCUACCAGUUCUGGAACCUCCAGCGCGUCGACACCUCCGCCAUCUUCACCGUGCCCACCCCGUGGGGCUCCAUCCAGGUCGGCGCGUCGCAGGGUGCCGGCUUCAUCGUCAAGUCCAAGAUCGGCGCCUCCACCGCCGCCCCCGUCGUCAAGGUCGAGUCCACCACCUGCAACGGCUCGCCCACCGCCGCCCCCUCGUCCUCCCCCGCCUCGCCUUCGCCCUCGACUGUGGUCUCCACCCCUCAGCCCAGCGCCGCCCCCUCGGGCUGCGCCGCUAAGGUCAGCGUUGUGGCCCGCUCGGCUGCUAGCGGCGGCCAGUGGCAGGACGGUGCCAACUACAACCAGAUCUUCGACGUGACCGUGACCAACAUCGGCACCAAGGCCAUCACCGGCGGUCAGGUCCAGUUCGCCCUCGCCUCGGGCGUGUCGAUCACCCAGUUCUGGGAGCUCAACCGCAAGGACGCCACCACCUUCGCCGUCCCGACCACCUACGGCCCCAUCCAGGUCGGCGCCUCGCAGGGCGCUGGCAUCGUCGGCACCUCGACUUCGUCGGCCACCAUCGCCGUCCCCACUGCCACCCUCACCGGCCUCACCUGCAACUAA